Messenger RNA from Planococcus citri (citrus mealybug), 2215 nucleotides. RefSeq lists its product as uncharacterized. The transcript has 3 exons. Lineage: Eukaryota; Metazoa; Arthropoda; Insecta; Hemiptera; Pseudococcidae. The record is from RefSeq and is a predicted model, not a curated record. Bases 923 to 1963 code for a protein of 346 amino acids.
GUCAAAGUUUACAUCAUUCAUUCAUAACCAGUGCUGCCGUUUACCGUAUAAUUAUACGGAAAUUGUAUAAUUUUAAAAUCUCCAUAUAACGUUCCGUAUAAUUCAAUUCCCGUAUAAUUCCCGUAUAAUUUGCCAAGAAUUGCCAAGAAUUGCCGUAUAUUUUUUAAAAUUUCGUAUAAUUAUGAAAAACCUACGGAAAUGAACGGUUUUUUUGAUUUUUCUCCAAUAAAUCAUGCAAAAAAUGGACGUUUUUUCGUUUCUUAGACCCAUUUUUUUCAAAAAAUUUUCGCUCUCGCUUCGCUCGAGCAGUAAUUUUGCCUUCCCUUUUCUAAAAUUAUCACAUGAAUCACGAAAUGUUUUCACUUCUGAGUGCAAAUGUUAUCAUAUUUUUGAAUCAAGAUCCCUGAGGAUUCCGGAAUACCCCUUUUAAAAUCAAUAAAAUGAGUGUCAAAGUGAAAAUAAAGUACUGAAAAAAAAACCGUAUCUUUUCAGAAUUUCCGUAUCUUUUUUCGUAUAAUUGUGAAAGACCAAAACGGCAGCACGUGCUUUCUCAUUCCUCAUUCUGCAUCCUCAUGUUUUAUAUUUCAUUUUCAUAAUUCAUCCUCAUUUAGUGAAGGUAUACUAUUAAAAUUGAUGUGUUUCGAAUGAAGAAUCUUCGUUAAAAGCAAUUACAACCGGAGUUUCCAUUCUAAAUCUACAUUCGAGUGAAAUCAUUCAUUGCGGUGAUUCCUCUGAUUAGUUCUCUUCGCAAGGUACUUGUUCAUUAAUGUACAGGGGUAUAUCGCAGCUUGUUAACACAACUCGCUGAACUCGCACAACCAGUCACUUUGAGUAUGGACAGCAGUAACGAUAGAACGAUACCUCUGACCAAGUCGCAUCGAAACCCACCCCUGAAGAAGUCGAUACUCCCAAAGAAGAUAAUAUGAUCAGCGACCCUCUCAGUAUGGGAAACAGUAAAGACGAUGCUGCCCAAUCCACACCGAAACCCUGCUCUGAAACCGAAGUUAAUACUGAAAGUAAUGCUGUCGGUGCUGUCGAUGAUACCACGUGUAAACAGUCUCGUGAUGAACCGUGCACGCCAGCUUCAAAGCGGAGUAAAUCAUCGGAUGAUGGAUCAUCAGACGCUGUUACUUCUCCAUCAACUAGAAGCCGUGUAGUAGUCUUCGAUAUUGAUGGUACACUUUGUAAAGAUCUUCCGGUGUGGAAAGACAAAGAAGCAAUCAUUAGGAAGUGCUUUCCGGAAUGUCCGAUUAUUGUCUGGAAUCAGCAUUAUAACGACGGAUCCAUUGGCAGAUACCCGCAUGUAUUUUUACCUCAUCUGAAAAUUUUAUUCGAUUACUUAUUGGAGCAAAGCGUUCGAAUAGUUUUUUUUUCUUCCGCUGCCAAGGAAAGAAAUCUAGCAGUCAUUCCAGAACUACUUACAUCCUUCUGGGGUAGUAAGAAAUUUGAAGCCCUGAAAGCCGAAGGACAAUUUAACAUUUUUUCUAAGGAACAUUGCCGUGAAAGAGCUUUUCCAGGCGAAGGAAAGUAUGUAAAAAAUUUAAAAGUAGUUAUUCGAGACGGCGAAACGUUAUUGGAUGCCGUCUUAGUAGAAGAUCACUACAGAAGGGCUGCUCAUGAUCAGAAACCAUGUUUAUAUAUCCUAGAUAUAUCGUUUUGGCACGCGAUGGAUAAAAACGAUGUAGAAAAGAAAAAGAUGAAACAGAUGUACUGUCAUUGGGAAGGAAAAAGUAUUAAUUUUUGCUUGAAUAGUGUUUACUACAUGCUCGGCGUGUUCAAGACUUAUUUUGAUCAAGAGAAAUACAAAGUGUUGCCUUUGAGAGAAGGCUUGAAUCAAUUUUUACCUAAGGGAUCAUAUAACAACGGUCAGGCUUUUUUUGCGAAACAUUCGUUCGCUGACGAUAUGAUCAAUUUAGGAUUUUCAGAGGUACAGAAACUGGUACCUAAUGCCAUGUAUUAUUGAUUAUAUAUACCUAUAUACUAUCCGUUCGGUCUGUAAUUCAGAUUAGAUAGGUACCUACUAUAUUAUUUUAGGUAUUCUUAAGUAUCGAAAAUGUGUUCAAAGAAAUUAUUAUUGACUGAAUAAACUUAAGUGAUUGACAAAUGAUUUAAUUUUUGAAGAAGAAAGUAGUCUAAAGUCCCCGUAACCCGAAUUUCAGCUCCUCAAAUUGAUUUUUUUAUUAUGCGAAUUUUAGUAGAUUUUUGAAAGUUCAUA